ACUCCGUAACAUGCCUGCAGUCGACCGCAGAGAACUGAACAGAUACAUAUAUCAGACUCAGGACUGUUAGUGCUGCUGUGAGACACAUAUAUACAUAUAUAUACAUAUAUAUCAGGAUAUGAGGAGCUGGAUGGAACUGUGGGAUUGUUGUUUUUUGUUGGGUCGUUUUCACAAAAGCCAGACUUGCCUUCCUGCUGCCUCUUUAACAAGCUGCCACAAGUGACGGGACAGGAGCCAUCAUGCAGCAGCUUGCCUGGACUUCCUAUCUGUGCUUUUUAGCCACAGUUUUUGCCAUAAGCCUUGUGGAUAUUAACACUGAUGCAGCUAACUGGGUUCCUACAGUAGGAGAGUCUUAUAAACUCUCACCCAGCUCUAAUAUUACAUGGGGACAGUUUUUAUCUGAAGCAUCUGAGGACCAGGGACAUCUACCACGAAGGAAACGUAAUGUUCUUCUGUCUAGUGGAGUGAGACUCUGCACUCGGGAGACUAUUCAGCAAGCCAUAACUAACCAUCUCAAAUAUUACCAGCUCAGAGUCUGUCAGGAGACAGUAUGGGAAGCGUUCAAGAUUUUCUGGGACCGGCUUCCCAAGCAGGAGGAAUAUCGGCACUGGAUGAGCCAAUGCCAGGCUGGCACAAUCAGUGCACGAGAAGUUGGCACAGCAUUCAGCCAAUCAGAGGAGCAUCUUGCCCUUAUUCAUAAAAAGCUUCAGACUGGACAGAAAAUUGAAACGUCUAAGCCCCCUGUGUGCAGGUCUCAGUCUGGAACUACAACUAAAGAGCUGGAGAGAACCACUUCAGGUGCUCCAAUCACGGAUAUUCCUACAGAGGUUAUUUCAGACAUUACCGGGACUGUGGCGCCUACGACCCUGGCUGAAGUCGUCUCAGAAUCAAUAGUGGAAAUUACUGCUGAAGCUCCAGAACCUACUGAAGCUACAGAAGCUCCAUCUGACGUCACAUUGACAGAAGAAGAUAAUGAGAUCAAUAAUGAGAUUGAGCUGGAGGCGGCUGCUGUACCGGGGAGUCCUCUGUUAGAGCAGCGAGUGGAGCUCAGCGCUCUGCUGACUGGAGAACAGUGGAGCGAAGAGCUUUUAGAUCCAACCAGCAACCAGUAUCACACACUCACUGAACAGUUUACCCAAAAGAUUUCAGCUGCACUGCAGAAGCUGACUGAACUGAAGAGUGUAACUGUGCUGGAGUUCAGGCCUCAGGUUCAUGAUUCAGGUAAUGAGGCGGUACUGGUCCGGUAUGCGGUGACUCUACAGACAGGUGGGCAGGAGGUCAGCACCAAGACCCUGGAUUUCAUCAAUCUGCAGUCCAACAUGGUUGAGGGAAGCUUCAGUGACUCAGAGAAACCCACUGUUGUGUACUCCGUCACUGACCUGCGCGCCUACAUCAAUAACACACUGUUUGGGGAAACUUCUGCUGAGAAAGACCAGCAGGCAGAGGGACAACCCCAACAGCCUGGGAUAAUUGAUGAAAUCCUCAUAACAGAAAGACCUGAAUUGCCUGCUGAAGAAGCUGGAGAUGAUCUUACAAAAGACAGCUUUCUAUUGGACACCAGCACAUCACAGGGAGAGGUUGUGGGACUAAAUCAGGACGUUAUCUUGGAGGAGAAAACUACACCACCAGCUUUUGCUGAGCAGCCGAGUACUGGUGCCUCAGAAGGUGAUAUGAUGGUUCAGGAGGAGCUGCUGUUGAAUGGUGCUGUGGAAACUCAGCCCAGUGUGAUUUCUACCACAGGUUCCAUCCCAGAGCCAGAUAUACCUGACUCUGAACUUACUUCUGGCUCCGGAGCAGGAGAGGAUGAUGGGAAAUCAGGCCAUGAUACUGAGAAUCUAAAGGUUUUGACUGAGGUUUCAGAUGGAGAUUAUGAGAUCUCCACCAUCAGCACCAUCACAGAGUAUAUAGACGAGGAUAUAACAUCAUCUGCGUCGAGCACAGAGAUAGAAGAUACCCAUGUGCCUACAGAGCCGUCUGAGACAGUGGAAGAAACUCCAUCACCAGACCAAAAAGAUGAGAUCUUGACCACAGUAGAAAUACAAGAGUUGCAAGAUAUUCCCACUGAAGUUCCUGUGGUGGCAGAGAUUGAGGUCGAGGAAGCAACAGAAGACCCUUUUAUAACAGAGGAAGACAACGUUACAACACCACCAGUGACGGAAACCGAAGAGAAAAAUACAGAAAACAUUGGAGAAAAGGAAGAUCUUGACCUCUCCACAGUGAUGGGAGAAGAUAGCGAUGAGCUUCCUGCAGAUAUAGAUACUUCAGCUGUAGAGAUCACAAAGGAGGAUCUCUCUAAAGACGAGAUACUUCUCGCCACCACAGAAACCCUCAGACCCUCAGUUCCUUCCACACCUCGAUCACCAGAGGAAGAGUCACCCUUCACCAUCAUUACCACAGAAAUCACCACAGAAGAGUCCGAGCCCACCGAACCCUUUAACAUCAUCAUACCUGAGCAAGUCCUUCCUGAUAUAAUCAUCAGAACUGAAGAGGGCAGUGGGGUCACUACUGUUCACCAGGGCAGUGACCAAGCCAAUUUUGCGAUGCCGACCAACCCUGGCCGUGCCCUGAUGGUGUUCUUCAGUCUGAGGGUGACCAACAUGAUCUUCUCCGAUGAUCUGUUCAAUAAGAGUUCUCCUGAGUACAAGGCCCUGGAGCAGAGGUUUCUGGAGCUGCUUGUUCCGUACCUGCAGUCGAACCUCAGUAACUUUGAGAAAAUGGAGAUCCUGAACUUCAGGAACGGCAGUAUUGUGGUGAACAGCCGGAUGAGGUUCGGGAAGCCGGUGCCUCGUGGAGUUACCACGGUGGUCUACCUGAUCUUAGAGGACUUCUGCAACACGGCUUACCAGACCAUGAACCUCGCCAUAGACAAAUACUCACUGGAUGUGGAGUCAGGUGAUCAGGCUGACCCGUGUAAAUUCCAGGCGUGUAACGAGUACGCUGAAUGUACGGUGAACCGCUGGUCCGGGGAGGCGGAGUGUGUGUGUAAUGCUGGAUACUUCAGUGUGGACGGGCUGCCCUGCCAGAGCAUCUGCGAGGUCCAGCCAGAUUUCUGUAUGAAUGAUGGUAAAUGUGAUAUCAUUCCAGGACAGGGAGCGAUCUGCAGGUGUCGUGUUGGGGAGAACUGGUGGUACAGAGGGGAACACUGUGAGGAGUAUGUGUCAGAGCCGCUGGUGGUGGGCAUUGCUAUAGCAUCAGUGGCUGGAUUCCUUAUGGUCGCUUCAGGCGUCAUCUUCUUCUUAGCCCGGGCCCUGAGGGACCAGUACGAUAAAGAGGAGACAGAGGACCCAAUCAGGAGAGGAGAUAGUCUUCCCUCUCUGGAGAGAGCCACCAAAUAUAAUCCCAUGUAUGAGAGUGACGUGACGACAGGCUAUAACCAUUACUACCAGCGCUACCCUGAGCCCCCGAUCCACAGCAGCGCGAGUGCCGAGGCUUCUACAGACUUCAGCAGUGAGGAGAUACGACACAUCUACGAGAACAGUGAACUCACGAAGGAGGAGAUUCAGGACAGAAUUCGCAUCAUUGAGCUCUACGCUAAAGAUCGACAGUUUGCUGACUUUGUAAGACAACAUCAGGCAGCACUAGACAUUCAGAGAGAGAAUUCAUCUUCAUGAAGUUGACUGCCACUCGGUAGCCUUGUGUGUACCUUAAGGAAUGUGUCUCAUAUUUGAAGAAUGCAAACUGAUGAUGGAUUAACAUCAACUUUUACAAGUUUUAAGGUUUUUCAUGAAUUUUAAGUGAGAAAGAAUGGUAAAGACAUUAUUAUCAAAGCCAAAACACGCAUUACUCUUUUCCUGAAUGCUUACUGAAUGAGAUGCUUCUUCAUCUGUGCCUUUCUGACUGUGUUUUGUUUUUAUUGGGUGUGGUUUCUCAGUCUAGCAUGAGCUGGAGAGACAGAGAGACAGAGAAAUCCUAAAGGGUGCUAAAAAACAAAGACUGUUUUUGAUUAUUUAAGUGUUUAUAGCUGAGGUUUAAUACGUUAUUUUCAUACGCCACAUAAACAGCAGUUAAUAUAUUGUGUUUUUAUGUGUGCACUGAAUUGCACUGUAUUUAUUAUUAUACUCUGUUUGAGCUGUAGAAAGCGCAUUGUCUUGGCCUUGCUGGAUAUUUUAAUGGAGGAGAUUCUAUUUUUAUGGUUUUGCUGGAUCUGAGGUUCAUGGUUUCAAUUUUUUGCUGUCAAACAAGCCCAAAAGAGAUAAAUCUGCACAAAUUUCUCAUCAUCUCAGACCCUCAUUAUUUCAUCUUAUCUGGCAGCUUUCUAAAAUUAUUAUUACAACCAAACUGUUCAUCCAACAAUAACUGAGAUAAGUGAGAGCAACAAAAGAAGAGAUAAAAUAUUCGAGAUUUAUCUGUUAUGCCGUAUUUAUCUCCAGAUUCAUCUCCAUUAUCUCCAGCGAGAUUUAUAUUCAUGAACCACAAAAAAAAAAGAAACACAUAAAUACAGCAACUGGGAAGAGUAUGUAGGACAAAUACAUCAAAACCCAAAUUCAGAAAAAUAUUUUAUCUGUAUAUUAUUAUCUUUUAUUUGUAUUUUAAAAUGAAUUAUUAUUAUUAAUCCUGGUACUAAGAAAAUUUACUCUUCAGGAAGCCAGGUUUGCAUUUUGUUUUUAUGAUUUUUUUUCAUUAUUAUUCAAGGACGUGGGAAUAUUUAUAACAGACCAGCUUCAAGAGGAAUUUCUACAUAUGCAACUAAAAGUCAGUUUCAGGAUUUGUAAAAUGUGUACUAAAUAUAAUUCAGAGAACAAAGUAUUUGAACCUAAACUUAAUCUAACAUACAUCUCAUCCUAAAUUAAAUUUUAACCUGCGCAUCAACCUAAAACUAAUCUUAAUUUACACCUCAGCCUGAAACUAAUCUUAACCUAGACAUCAAUCUAAAAUAACCUACACCUCAGCCUGAAACUAAUCUUAACCUACACCUCAAACUAAACCUAAACUUAAUGUAACCUACACCUCAAUCUAAAAUUAAUCUUAAUCCACACCUCAACCUAAACGUAACCUACACCUCAAUCUAAACUUAAUCUUUACCUACCCCUCAAACUAAAACUAACCCUAACCUGCACCUCAACCUGAAACUAAUCUUAACCUACACCUCAAACUAAACCUAAACUUAAUGUAACCUACACCUCAACCUAAAACUAAUCUUAACCUAGACAUCAAUCUAAAAUAACCUACACCUCAGCCUGAAACUAAUCUUAACCUACACCUCAAACUAAACCUAAACUUAAUGUAACCUACACCUCAAUCUAAACUUAAUCUUUACCUACCCCUCAAACUAAAACUAACCCUAACCUGCACCUCAACCUGAAACUAAUCUUAACCUGCACCUCAGUCUAAACCAAUACUUAACCUACACAGAAACCUAAACUUAACCUACUUCUCAAUCUAAACCUAAUCUUAACCUGCACAUGAAUCUAAAAUUAAUCUUAACCUGCACCUCAACCUAAACUUAACUACACCCGAACCUAAACUUAACUACACCUCAACCUAAAACUAAUCUUAACCAGCAUCUUAACCCAAGCCUAAACUUAACCUGCUCCUCAAUCUAAACCUAAACUUAACCUACACAUCAGCCUAAAACUAAUCUUAACCUACUACACCUUAAACUAAAUGUAAACUCAACCUAAGCGUAACUAUAGUAAAAUUAAACCAUUCUGACAGUUUCUUCCCAUUAAAUCCUUUUGUGGAUGCCCCAUAAUGAAGAAAUGCAGCAUUAAUGUAGCUGUAGUAUCACUUUUUUUCUCAAUUCUUCUUCAAAUACAUGGCAGACAGGUUACAUUUUUGACAAAACAGCACCAAUUGUGUAUUGGAAUGUGAAUCAGAAAUGGUACUAAAUGCACUAUUAUUUUUGGGAAAUACUUUUAUGCACAUAUGUACAACUUUUAUUGUUUAUUACGUUUUUAAGCAAAAUAAUUCCUGAAUAAAUGUAUAUUCUUGUUGACAUUUUCAUUUUUUUCAUGGGAUUCUAACAGCAUAUGUCAAAUCUAAUGUUAAGGAGAAAUGAAGUAAGGAAAAGUAACUGAAAGUAGGAACUUAAAUACAGUCACAGCUUCAUCCUCAAGCUGGGUAAUUGUUUAAGAACAGAACAAGAAUAAAACAGCAUAGAAUUUCACCACAAAACCUCUGCUGACCCGGACUCAACCAAAACACUGCGUCUCCACGCCAGCCUUCAUGGUGGGGCUGCUGUCAUCUGGAACCCUCCUGCAGCCAGAGCCUUGUAACUUGGUCUAAUGAGAGUAAAAGUUGGACCACAGAGUCGUGGAAGAAAAGGAAUAUGGUGGGAUGACUCAUCUUUCGUUUUUGCAUGAAUGUUUUUCUUUUAAGGAACCAACACAAGCCUUUAACCCACAACCAUCCCAACUUUUCUCAUUUAAUACAGUGAUCCAGUGUCCUACUAUUUAUUAGAUCACAUUUAACAGCAUUAUGAGAAGAACUGAGGCAGCUUUGAAGACAAAAUGCAGCAGAGAAUUUUAAUAAUAAAUUGAUAUAGCCUGUUUAAAUGUGUAUGUAGACUUUACAAUUAAUUUUUUAGGCAUUUAGAAGGUUUAGAUAUUG
Messenger RNA from Astyanax mexicanus (Mexican tetra), 6549 nucleotides. RefSeq names its product interphotoreceptor matrix proteoglycan 2a (gene impg2a). NCBI's taxonomy places the organism in Eukaryota, Metazoa, Chordata, Actinopteri, Characiformes, Acestrorhamphidae. Gene Ontology annotation, biological process: visual perception. Gene Ontology annotation, molecular function: hyaluronic acid binding; heparin binding. Bases 240 to 3611 code for a protein of 1123 amino acids. The transcript has 20 exons. The record is from RefSeq and is a predicted model, not a curated record.